Molecule: messenger RNA, 306 nt
Organism: Symbiodinium natans
Lineage: Eukaryota; Dinophyceae; Suessiales; Symbiodiniaceae
Source: the annotation of a GenBank genome assembly
AUGGCGGACCAGAUGCAACUUGACGAGGCUACCGGGUACAGUGUACAGUGCACGGACUUUCGGAGAUUCCAGGGGUUUGAGAGAGCAGCAGCUGCAUUGCAGAUGGACAACGAGAUCUUCGAGCCGCUAAACCAGUUCGAUGACGAUCUCAAGGACCCCCUGGUGUUUUUGGGGUCGUCAAGUUGCGGAGCAGGCAGGUUUGCAGGUUGUAGCAGUAUAGGGGUCAACCUUUGCGUUCGUCAUCUCUCUAAACGCCACAAGUGCAGCAAGGCCCAGAAUAAGGUUACAGCCUCAUCCAAAAUCUGA